GCCAUCUGAAGGAAAGUCCUUUUAAGCAUCGGCAUUGUGAUGCGAACUGUUAAAUCCGGAUUGAUUUCGUUGCGACAAGUCGUCGGUGGCGCGUGAUUGCGUGAGUGGAUAAAAGCGAUUUGUUUAAAGUUUAAUCUCCGUUGCCGCGAUCGCAGGCCGCAAUAAUUUCACGGUGGAUGAACAUGGCGCCACUGACAAAAGAAAAUAGUCCCGCAGAUCAAAUGUAUCACUAUGGCUACCAGAAGAAUUUCCGGACGGCCCUACCACAGUUUGUGGCCGUAAGCAUAAAGAACCUACUGCUGAUAAGCUAUGGAAUGACACUAGGCUUCCCGACGAUUCUCAUCCCCGCCGUACAAAAUCCCAUCGAAGGUGAAAUCCUACACUUGAAAACCUCGGAGAUAUCUUGGAUAAGUUCUAUAAAUUUGAUCAUCGUCCCAGUCGGCUGCGCUCUGUCAGGCGUGGUCACGACACCGGUUGGUCGUCGGCGUGCUAUGCAGAUGGUAAACGUGCCCUUCUUCAUCGCCUGGCUGUUGUUUCAUUAUUCUACCAACGUUGGCCACUUGUAUGGUGCACUAUUCCUCACGGGAUUAUCGGGAGGGCUGCUUGAGGCACCAGUGCUGACAUACGUGGCGGAGAUCACUCAGCCACAUCUUCGCGGCGCGCUGACGGCGACUAGUUCGAUGUGCAUCAUAAUUGGGGUCUUCACACAGUUUCUCUUCGGUCUUCUCAUGUAUUGGCGCACUGUGGCACUCGUCAAUAUCAUAUUCACGGUAUUAGCUGUAAUUGCACUUUGCUUCGUCCCUGAAUCACCUCACUGGCUGGUAUCCAGAAAAAGAGUAGAGGACGCAAGAAAGAGCCUGCAGUGGUUACGAGGUUGGACUGGUCCCCAAGCUGUUGAAGGCGAGCUAAGGGACAUUCAAGCGUUGUUCAAACGAAAAAAAGCUGAAGCCGAGGAUCAAGAAGAAACUUUAUCAGAGAAAAUAUCUCAAUACCUGGACAGAAGCUUUUUGGUGCCAUUCUUCCUGGUCUCCUACAGCUUCUUUGUUGGCCACUUUAGUGGGAUGACAACUUUGCAGACGUACGCAGUUUCCAUAUUCCAGAUGUUAGAAGCGCCGAUUGAUAAGUACUAUGCGACGCUGAUUCUUGGCAUUCUGCAGAUCGUAGGGUCUGGCGCGUGUGUGAUACUGGUACAUUACACUGGAAAGCGGCCUUUGACCUUCUUCUCCACUGCCGCUGCUGGAGUGUGUUGUAUUUUGGUAGCUGGUUACGAUGGUUACUUUAAAACUCACGAUGUGUUAAACAAAACAUCUUCGGAAAUACACAAUGCAACAAUCGGAGUCAACAGUAACAGUUUUGACAAUCCCUAUUCAUGGAUUCCCACAACGUUAUUGAUGUUGCUAGCUUUAGUCACUCACACUGGUAUCCGACUGUUACCAUGGAUUCUUAUUGGAGAGGUAUUUAGCGCUAAAACAAGAUCAGGCGCUGCAGGUCUUUCAAGUGCUAUCGGUUACGUUUUCGGAUUUCUCACCAACAAAAUAUACAUAACCAUGGUGGACUCUCUCUCUAUAUGGGGGACAUAUGGCUUGUACGGCCUUAUUUGUUUGACGGGGUGCAUAGUAUUCUACUUCAUAUUACCAGAAACGGAAGGCAAAAAACUGAAUGACAUAGAAAAUCAUUUUGCUGGAGUGAAAAACCUGACCAAUACAGUCUACCGCUCACAGAAAAAUAUGAGCAUAGAAAUCUCUCGAAUGAGAGACUUAAAAGGAACAACAAAUCCAACAUUUGAAGGAGACAACACAAAUUUAUAGAAAUAGUAAUUAAUUAGUUUAAACAUAAAUUUUGGUAGAAAUUAAUUCUGAAGACCACGCUGACUAUGCUUUGAAGAAAAUAUAACAUAAUAUUUUUAAAAUUAAAAUGUAAUAUUUUUAAAUUUUUAAUAGCUAGGUUACAGUUAUUGAACAUUAAAAAUACUAUGUUAUUAUUUUAGGUUAGGUUAACAACCCAAAUGAAUAAGGCAAUAUUACAAUGUUAUAUGGAACCACAUUAAAUCAUUAUGUAAGUGAAAAUGUAAGGAUGUUUGUAGCUCUAUCACUGAGAAACGACAUUUACUGGAAAUGAAAUUGCGUAUCAAUUUCGGGCCUGCCCGUGAUUGUAACAUAAAAGAAUCUGUUUUUAUCCAGAAAAUUGUUCGAAUCGGCAAAAUAGAAUAAAUACCCUUUGAAAUAUAUUUAUUUAAUUAAAAAUUAGUGACGUUUUGUCGAACCUUGUAAAUAGUUUUUGUUAGAAUAUGUGUUAAAUUUCAGGUAAUGUAACUUUAUUAAACCUGUACAUAAUACCUACGACCGUAUAGUUAAAAAUGGCUUUAUGAAUCUACUUACCUUUUAAUUGAAGUGAUAUCAGACCUUCCCGACACCGUGAUGAUUUGUAUAUAAAAUUUUAGGAAGGACAAUGUGAUUGGCUUAUGUAUACCAACUUACUUGCUACAACACAAUAGAAAAGAGGGAAAAGAUAAUAUCUCACCUCACUCCACUAAGUAAGUAUGCGGUUGCGAUGAGUGAGUCAGACAACCAGUUGUUGGGAAGGUUUGUCAACACUUUUUAGUUCGGAUUUCGGUAAACGAUUGUCGAUUUUUAACUAAAUGUAAGAGUGGAAGUACAAUACAUACUUAUAUUUUAUUUGUGAGACAUAUGUAAAGAUUAUACGAGUACCUAACAAAGUAUUUUCUUGUUAUUUAUAUUAUAAAGUUAUCUAAAUACUAAAUCAUUAAUUAUUUUGUAAAUAGCCUGUAAUAUAUUUCUGAUAACAACAAAAUAAAAUGAACCAUCUCUUUUGAAAUAUUUUAAGUGCUGAAAGCUUAACUCAAUUUCAAAAUAAGUAUUGAUUCAAUUACAAAUAAAUAUUGAUAUCGAUACCUAUUCUGCUUACCUUUAUUUUAUUAAACAUGUUAAGUUGUAAUGUUGUUGUAAAUUAAAUGUUAAAGGUAAUUAUUUAUUACGAAAUGUAAUUGUGUAGUGUAAUUAUUUAAGAAAUUGAUUCAAUAAGGCCACAUUGCUCUGCUUAUAUCUUCAACUUGUGCUUUGGACUUACAAUAUCACGUAGCUAAGAGAGUGGCAUGACCGGAUACCUAAGAUUUCGGUGUGCGUUGCUUUGCGGCGUUGCAGUUUCUUAGAGCAGCAUCACAUAUCUCUAACGAAAAUUCGAAGUAUAUUUUAUUCAAUUAUUACUUAAAAUUUGCGAUAAAAUCAAGAGUACUCCUUCUAUAAUUAUGAUGACAUUUCUGUGAAUUUUAAUUAUUCUAAUUUUUUAAUUACUAAUUCAUAGGCACAUGGUAUUUCCUCCAAGUCCUGUUUAAUUUAAAUAUAAAAUUUAAUUAAAUAUAUUAACAUUUUAAACCUAGAAAUGAUUAGAAAUCGAAUCCGCUCUUGUUUCGCGCAAAAUAAAAAAAAAUGGGUUGUCGUGUCAAAGACCAAUAAAAUCAUUAUGGAUGAGAACAUUAUUUAACUACGUCCAAAUCUACGUUUAGUAAAUCAUAGGGAAAUAUGUAAGUGUUUGUAGUAUGUAAGCAUACCUAUUCCCUUAAAUUAAUAACAAUAUAUUUCAUUUAAAUUUUAGCAGUAAUCCUUCCAAUUUUACAGUUAUAUUUUAUAGUAGACGUAGACGUAUUUAAUAGUAUCGAAGAAUUUAAGUAAGAUUAAAAUUGUACAUAAUUUUAUGAUUAAUAAAGUGUUGCCUGUUA
Molecule: messenger RNA, 3736 nt
Organism: Pararge aegeria (speckled wood butterfly)
Lineage: Eukaryota; Metazoa; Arthropoda; Insecta; Lepidoptera; Nymphalidae
Product: facilitated trehalose transporter Tret1-like
Exons: 14
Coding region: 177-1808 (543 amino acids)
Biological process (GO): transmembrane transport
Cellular component (GO): membrane
Molecular function (GO): transmembrane transporter activity
Source: RefSeq, a predicted model, not a curated record